Messenger RNA from Sardina pilchardus (European sardine), 2823 nucleotides. RefSeq names its product solute carrier family 41 member 2a (gene slc41a2a). Gene Ontology annotation, molecular function: monoatomic cation transmembrane transporter activity. Bases 245 to 1711 code for a protein of 488 amino acids. Gene Ontology annotation, biological process: monoatomic cation transport. The transcript is spliced from 11 exons. NCBI's taxonomy places the organism in Eukaryota, Metazoa, Chordata, Actinopteri, Clupeiformes, Clupeidae. Gene Ontology annotation, cellular component: plasma membrane. The record is from RefSeq and is a predicted model, not a curated record.
UUCAGUAAAGACUUGUCACUACGGCCAUCAGGAGUAACGAAGAAUUCACUAACUUUGAUAGCCUACCAACAAUGUCGUCAGAUAAGCAUCCAACAUAUAGGCCUACAAACCAGGACAGUUGCCAUGAAGAAAUAUAGGGAGAUAGCCUCCAGCUUUGUGUUUGUUGCCUAUUAAAAUCUCAGGCUAACCCAAUUCAUGAUGGAGAGAUGUGUUUGACUGAUUGGAUACCCUUCUGACUGACAGCAUGAGCAUAGCUGUGACUUAUCCUGAGCCAGACCAGGCUCCUGAGGGCCCUGAGAAACCCACAGGCAGUUCCCAUAGCCUCUCUGAUCGUGAAAUCAGAGACUACUCAGAAACUGAUCCUUUGCUACGAAGUAGCCGUUCACACAGGCUGCACUUGGAUAAUGAUAAUGAUGACCACAGCUCACGUUCUGGGCAUAUGCCCAGUGAGUCUGUCCGUUCCAUGUUGCUUCAGAUCCUGGUGCCAUUCCUGCUUGCAGGGAUUGGCACUGUGUCAGCUGGCAUGUUGCUGGAUAUGGUUCAGUACUGGGAUGUAUUUGUGAACAUCACAGAGAUCUUCAUUCUGGUACCCUCUCUUCUCGGUCUAAAAGGAAACCUGGAGAUGACUUUGGCCUCAAGGCUGUCCACGGCUGUUAAUGUUGGAAAGAUUACAAAUCCAAGAGAAAUGCGUAACUUGGUCAUUGGGAAUCUGGCACUCAAGCAAGUGCAAGCCACUGUGCUGGGCUUCCUGGCUGCUAUAGCUGCCUGUGUCCUGGGCUGGGCUCUGACAGAGGAGCUGACCGUUAGCCAUGCAGCAGUAUUGUGCUGCUCCAGUGUGGUGACUGCCUUCACUGCCUCCCUCUUACAGGGCAUCCUUAUGGUGGGAGUCAUUAUUGGGUCCAAGAAGAUGGGCAUCAACCCUGAUAAUGUAGCCACGCCAAUUGCUGCAAGCUUUGGAGACCUGAUCACCCUAACGAUUUUAGCAUUUGUUGGCCAAGGGCUGUAUGACUGCACUGGUUCAUACCCCUAUGUUUCCUAUCUACUUUGUAUACUCUUGCUAUGCCUGAUCCCAGUUUGGGUUGUAGUAUCUUGUCGACACCCUGAGAGUCGAAAGCUGCUGUAUACUGGCUGGGAACCAAUCAUCACUGCCUUGUUUAUCAGCAGCAUGGGUGGGCUUAUCCUGGAUAGAACUGUGUCUGACCCAAACCUUGAGGGAAUGGUGGUAUACACCCCUGUCAUCAAUGGUAUUGGUGGUAAUCUUGUCGCAAUUCAGUCCAGUCGCAUUGCCACAUAUCUACACUUCCGCUCUGUCCUUGGAGUCCUGCCUACAGAUGCUAGAGGCAACCAUUGCCCUUGCCAUACCUUCUGUGGUAAAGGACCAAACCAACGGUCUGCUCAAGUUCUACUGCUGUUGGUGAUCCCAGGUCACCUGAUCUUCAUAUAUGUCAUUCAUCUCAUACAAAGUGGCCAUACAGCUCUCACACCCAUCUUCAUUACACUCUUCUUGACUGCUGCUCUUCUGCAGGUGUUCCUACUGCUGUGUAUAGCUGACUGGAUGGUGCACUGUCUGUGGCGAGUUGGAAGAGACCCAGAUACUUGUUCCAUUCCCUAUUUAACAGCUUUGGGAGACCUCUUAGGGACUGCUUUCUUAGCUUUAACUUUUCAUCUCCUGUUUAUUAUUGUGGAAAAGGGAAGUGACACAGGGACCUGAGACGACUGCUUGUGAAGAUGUACAGCUGCACACAGUGUCAUCUGUACUCCAUCUAUAGGCAUAGUGUACUUGUAGGCCUACCUAAUGACUUUAUAUUCAGGUAGCAUACUUUGGGUUUCAAAUAUGACUUUGGACAACAAAACACAAACAUCAGUGUUUUUGGAGAAAAAAAAAACAUUUUGUUUGUGUUAAUCAACCUUGUCCUUUUGAGUGUCCUCUGGAGGUAAUGUUUCAUUGUUGUGUGCUUGUACGUAGAGUGGUCUGCCACACACUGACAAAGUUGGUCUUAGCUCACCAUGAUUCACCUGUGCCUCCACAUCCCAUGGCUUGUCUCACAGGGUUUUUGUUGUUGUUGUUAUUAUUCCGUGCUUGUUUUGAAAGCAUAAUUGUCCGAUGUUACAAUCAAUGUCAUAUCUUGCAUAAGAACAUCUUCUAUCCAAAUGUAAUAUUCAUGCCAUUUGUAAAUAACUGCAUGGAUGAUUAUAAUCAGAGGUUAACCUGUUGAGGAGUACGGUCACAAAUACUGUAUGUGAUAAGAAUGUUUUGCGAACUGAGAGCUCCGCAUUAUGAUGCGACAAUUACCCUCAGAGAUGCUCCCCACAGACUGCACACACAGAACACUGAAACUAUAGAUUGUUUGCCUAGAAUUCUAGAGGGAACUAGGAAAAUAAUUCACUCCUCAAAAGCAUUGGGUGGGGCUUGGCUGGGGCUCAGCCAAGAACCAAGAACAGUAGGUAAUAUAGGAUUUUAUACCCUAGUACUAUAAGAAAUCUAUAGUUCUUUUCUCAUAAGAGUUAAUGGGACUAUCCUUCCGUGAAAGGAAAAUGAAUUGAUGAAAUUUGAUGUUUGGAGUUUCACCUGGUGAAAACAUGGUGUGUGAUUUAUCAGAGUAACUUCAUAUGAUCAAAUGAUACAUUGAUGGUAUUGAUGAUAUGAUAUUGAGCAUUAAAUGAAAGUUUAAUUUUAUUUUGAAUCAAAUAAUUGUAUUUAAAUCCACCAUUCUUUUAUUUAAUAACCCACCUGUAGUAAGUGAUUGGAGUAAUUUUCAAUCUGUAGACAUAAAAAACAGAUGUUACACUUGGUCAACAAGUCGUAAUGCAUUAUUAAUGUCA